UUGUGGAAUUCUACCCCGCGCUCGUCUCUGUUCUGUUGGCCAGCCGUCAGCCCGUCACCGGCCCCGCCGGCAUGGCGCUCCCGGAACUGCUCUCGCGCCUGCGCCUCGCACCUCUCCACCAUCACCUGCGCCGCUCUCUCUCCGCCGUCGCCCCUCCGCCCCACGAGCCGCCCCCUCCCCAUCCCGCCCCACCGCCACAGCCGGCCUCCAACAAGCACAAGCUCUUCGUCGCCGGGCUCUCGUGGUCCGCGGACGAGCGGUCGCUGACGGACGCCUUCUCCUCCUUCGGCACCGUCACCGAAGUGAGAAUAAUGUAUGACAAAAACUCUGGAAGGUCAAGAGGCUUUGGUUUUGUCCAGUUCUCAAAUAAUUAUGAGGCUAAGUGUGCCAAGGACGCUAUGGAUGGAAAGGUAAUGCUGGGGCGGGCAUUACGAAUAAGUUUUGCUCUUGACAAAGUUCGUGGUGGUCCAGUUAUUGUUCCACGACUUCCCACGCAGGCGAAACAAGACGAAUAAAAGAGCCACGGACAUACCAGGAGGCUAAAGAAGGAUCCGUAGGCCAGGGUUCUGAACCUUCCCAAGUAGGCGUCGGAGAUGAAGGCGCCUAGUAACGGCGCAAAGUUGAGCGUACCGUAGAAAAUGUUGGUGAUGUUUGCUGCCGCGAGCCGCCCAAUGUUGUAGCGCUUGACAAGAUAGACCGUGAGAUUUGCUGCCACGCCAACUGACCCCACCUUCUCAAACGUCUCGGUUGCUGCGUAGAAUGGAAGUGUCAGUCACAUCUCUUACCUAGUAUGGUGACUAAAUAGUUUGUGCGGUGUUCUGGAAAUUACAAAAUGACUCUGCUUUAUUACAGUAGAAGUUCACAAUUCUGUCGUUGUGGUCCAUAACAUUGUGCGAAUAAAAAAGAUCCUAACAUAUAAAUCAAACUAACCAGCUAAUCAGAAGAC
Molecule: messenger RNA, 946 nt
Organism: Triticum aestivum (bread wheat)
Lineage: Eukaryota; Viridiplantae; Streptophyta; Magnoliopsida; Poales; Poaceae
Product: glycine-rich RNA-binding protein 4, mitochondrial
Exons: 5
Coding region: 72-515 (147 amino acids)
Molecular function (GO): RNA binding
Source: RefSeq, a predicted model, not a curated record